Messenger RNA from Belonocnema kinseyi, 1533 nucleotides. Its product is annotated as guanylate cyclase soluble subunit beta-1-like. Gene Ontology annotation, biological process: response to oxygen levels; cGMP biosynthetic process. The record is from RefSeq and is a predicted model, not a curated record. The coding region runs from base 344 to 1309 and encodes 321 amino acids. Gene Ontology annotation, cellular component: guanylate cyclase complex, soluble. The transcript is spliced from 9 exons. Lineage: Eukaryota; Metazoa; Arthropoda; Insecta; Hymenoptera; Cynipidae. Gene Ontology annotation, molecular function: guanylate cyclase activity.
UCUUUUUCACUUUCGUCGUCUGCAAUAUCCUCAUUAUCUUUCGAAUCACCUGUCACCAUUUCUCCCUUGAAACCCAUCGCCUUUUCUAGUUUCCCGAUUUCCGUCAUUCUUCUGUCGUUCGCUUUAGCAGUUCAUCGGUGGUCAUGACUGGGGGAGACUGAGUUCUAUUAACGUUGGGAGAAGAUGCACGGGACAUGUUUUCUGCAGUAAGAUAAGGGUUAUGGAUUUUGUCUAGUACGUCCGUGGAAUCCGAGUCUGUGUAAGACCGCAUUUAGAGUUGACUUUUGAAAACAUUUUGUCGCACAUAAACACUGUUUACGUACUUAGGACGAAGAAAGGAAUUAUGCAGUUUCAAGCAACAGAAGAGUAUUCCUACUUACGUCUCAAAGGACAAAUGUUGUACAUACCGGAGACGGAUAUAGUGAUCUUCCUUUGUUAUCCUAGCGUGAUGAAUCUUGACGAUUUAACAAGGCGUGGCCUGUAUCUCAGUGACGUGCCACUUCACGAUGCCACCAGGGACUUAGUUUUAAUGUCGGAGCAGUUUGAAGCUGAUUAUAAACUCACUAGAAACUUGGAAUUGCUAACGGACAAGUUACAACAAACCUAUCGAGAACUCGAUGGCGAAAAGCAGAAGACAGACAGGUUGCUUUACUCAGUGCUGCCCAUUUCCGUGGCGAGCGAGUUAAGGCAUUCUAGACCAGUACCCGCCAGAAAGUACGAGUGCGUUACGCUACUAUUUUCCGGCAUUGUUGGAUUCGCCGCUUAUUGCUCUGCCCACACGGAUUCUAGUGGGGCCAUGAAGAUUGUCGAUAUGCUCAAUCGACUUUAUAUAGCCUUUGACGUCCUCACGGACCCCAAGAAGAAUCCAAACGUCUACAAGGUGGAAACUGUCGGAGACAAGUAUAUGGCAGUAAGUGGAUUGCCAGAACCUUGUCGUUCUCAUGCAAGAUGUAUAGCACGAUUGGCGUUAGACAUGAUGGAUUUAGCAGCAGACGAAGUACAGAUAGAUGGAAAGCCCGUGAAAAUUACUAUCGGCAUCCACAGUGGUGAGGCGGUCACUGGAGUGAUUGGACAUCGAAUGCCACGCUAUUGCCUCUUUGGCAACACCGUCAACCUCACGAGCCGCACGGAAACCACUGGCGUACCAGGAAAAAUAAAUGUUUCGGAAGAUGCCUACAGGUAUCUCUGCAUGCCGGAGAAUCAAGAUCCACAGUUUUUGUUGGAGUACAGAGGACCUAUUUUAAUGAAAGGAAAAUCUGAUCCGAUGAAUGUAUGGUUCCUAUCAAGGGAGAGAGAAUUGAUAUCAUAAGCCGUACUUGAACGCAUGAUGGCUAAUUAUAAUUAACACUGAGGGACUCUUAACUCUGCAUAUAGAAGUACCUAGCAAAAAUCUCAAGACAAAUUUUCCAGUCUUCAAUAUUAAUGAUAUAGAAUAAAAAGAACAUGUACAAUCAUGUAAAUUAGGAGGUGCAAGGAAGUCAUAUAAAUUAAUGUACUUUUUAAAUGUCUUGAUUUUUUAUUUAAAGAAACGUU